Molecule: messenger RNA, 11905 nt
Organism: Amphiprion ocellaris (clown anemonefish)
Lineage: Eukaryota; Metazoa; Chordata; Actinopteri; Pomacentridae
Gene: mtcl2
Product: suppressor of glucose, autophagy associated 1
Exons: 24
Coding region: 325-6006 (1893 amino acids)
Biological process (GO): regulation of autophagy
Source: RefSeq, a predicted model, not a curated record
ACCGCCUCCCUGUUUCACCCACAAUCCAUCUGAGCAGGAACCGGCUCGUUUGUUCCAACGAGGCAGGAGAGGAUCUGCCAACAAAGCGGACUACUUUGAGUAUUUACGCACCGCUCGGUGGAGAAUUAGAUUAUAUUCAUCUUUUCAAUUUGCACUUCUCGGACUCCUGCUUCGUCCUGUUGCGCCACCAGCCCUCAUUGUGUCCGGACUCAUCUCCUCCUUUUGUCUGCAGUUGAGCUUUCACGCUUCAACUUCUUGCCUCCUUGUUUCACACGAACAGGAGGUUCGGUUUCUGUUUUCCUCGUUGCGGUCCAAACGGAAUGAAUGACAAAAACAAAGGAGGUUGAUGUCCACAACUCUCCGACUCACCUCUGCUUCGCCUCGCCCAAGGAACGGAGACUCCAUCUCCGGCACAAGAUGGAAAGCGGAGGCGGGACGGAGAGCCCGGAGCCGCAGCAGAACUCCCGGCCCGAACCGGAGCUCCCUGCGGUGCUGUGCGCUCAGCCACCCGGGGAGAAGAAGAAGAUAAACCGGGCUCCGUCCCCGGCCAGACCCAAAGAUGUGCCCGGGUGGUCGCUCACCAAGAUCCGCGGAGGAAUCGGGACCCCGACCCUGAGCGUUAAACCGGGAUCCAUCCAUCUGGGCAGCCGCAUCUCAAGGCGCAGCCCCGUGGGGAGUCUGGCGGGGAAGGACGGCAAAGCGGAGAAAUGUGGAGGAGGCAAACCGGCGGGGAAAUCCUCCGUCUCCGGUGGUUUGUUGUCCAAAACCUCCAAGGCGGCCAAGAGCACUGGCGGGAGGAGGAAGGUGUCGGACGCCAGCAUCGGAUCCGAUGAUUUAUCCAAAGACUCCGGAUGCGCCCCGGGGAAGCUCUCCCCCACCGACAGCAGCUCCGAGCUGUCCGACUGCGCCUCCGAGGAGAACAAACUCUCCGCGGACGCAGCGAGCAGUGACGCCGAGUCCAGGAGCAGCAGAGGCGGCGGGUUGGACGUGGAGAAGCCGCCGAUCAGGGACGGAGCUGACAGAGCGAGCCAACCAGCCGCCUCCAGGAGCGCAGAGAAGGAGCGGCUCUCCCUGGGCAUGGAGACCGGGGAAGGGAGCAUCUCCCCCGGGGACGAGCGCUCGGUCACCUCGUUUGACAGCAGGGUGCCCGCUAGCACAUCUCUGGCUUUCUCAGACCUCACGGAGGAGUUUAUGGACGGCAUGCAGGAGGAGUUUGUCAGGGAAAUAGAGGAGCUGAGAUCCGAGAAUGAUUACCUCAAAGAUGAGAUGGAGGAGUUGAGGUCUGAGAUGCUGGAGAUGAGGGACAUGUACAUGGAGGAGGAUGUUUACCAGCUGCAGGAGCUACGACAACAGCUGGAGCAGGCAAACAAGACCUGCCGCAUCCUGCAGUACCGGCUGAGGAAGGCAGAGCGGCGCUCUCUCCGAGUGGCCCAGACGGGGCAGGUGGACGGAGAACUGAUCCGAACGCUGGAACAGGACGUAAAAGUGGCGAAGGACGUCUCCAUCCGUCUCCACAGCCAAUUGGACAGUGUGGAAAAGAAAAGGAGUCACCUUGAGCAGGAAAAUGAGGAGCUGAGGGUCCGACUGCAGGACCUGGAAGUCGCCAAACAGGUUCUGCAGCAGGAGAUCGACAAGAACUCUCAGAAGAAACGAGGAGCGCGACCCAACAACAAACCUGACAAGAAGCUCGGCCCGCAGGAAGACAGUUCGGACCUGAAGUGUCAGCUCCACUUUGCCAAAGAGGAAUCAGCGCUGAUGUGCAAGAAGCUGACCAAGCUGGUGAAGGACAGCGAGGCCAUGAAGGAGGAGCUGACCAAGUACCGCUCGCUUUACGGGGACGUCAACGCCUCGCUCACCGUGGAGGAGGUUGCUGACUCCCCCCACACCCGGGAGGCAGAAAUCCGAGUCCACCUGAAGCUGGUGGAGGAGGAGGCCAACCUGCUGAGUCGGCGUAUCGUGGAGCUGGAGGUGGAGAACCGAGGACUCCGAGCCGAGAUGGACGACAUGAAGGGGCCACAAGACGGUCCUCAGGAGCUGGCCGGUGUGGGCGGUGCUCUGGGGGCGGGGCUUGGCCUGACAGGCGGGGCCAUGGUCCUCGGGGGAGGAGCCUCGUCUGAAAACGUCAUGGAGCUCCAGAGACACCUGCAGUUCGUGGAGGAGGAGGCGGAGCUGCUGAGGAGGUCCCUGAUCGAGAUGGAGGAGCAGAACAAGCUGCUGAUGAACGAGAUCAACCGCUACAAGUCCGAGCUGCCGCCGCCGGCCUCCGCUCUGACCUCCAGCUCGCUGAUGUCGCUGACGGACGGGCUGCUGAACGACAGCCCCGUCCACUCCAUCCAGGAGGGGGCGGUGCUCAUCAGCACCGACACGCCCGCCCCGGAGGAGGAGCUGCGACUGGCCAGGCUCCAGGUCGCAGAGCUGAGCGGGAAGGUGAAGAAGCUGCAGUACGAGAACAGAGUGCUUCUGUCCAACCUGCAGCGCUGCGACCUGGCCUCGUACCACACACCUUCAUCCUCCUCCUCAUCCUCACUCAGACUGGCUCUGGAGACGGACGCUGAGGCCGGAGACUCAGCAGAGUGCCUCCCAACCAGUCCGCCUCACCGUAAAGAGCCGGUCGGAGGCGAGAACGACAGCCUCGAGAUGAAGGACCAAAGAAGGAAGGUGGAGGACAACGCUGACGCUUUGCUUCCCGGCCGCCUGGGGCAGAAGGACCAUGAUGCCUUGCUGGCCAUGAGGGACCAGGCUCGCUUGGUUUCCACGGCGAUACAGCUCCUGACCUCCCCCGAGUCCAACUGCCUCUCGUCCUCGCCCUCCAUCUAUCACAAGGUGUGCAGCAAUGAGGCGGCAGAACCGUGUGACCUGGAGAAGCCUCAGCCUCACGGACAGAUCUCAGAGCUGUCGGAUCUGUCGGACCGUCCUCUGGUUGGCGCUCUGACCAGCAGGCUUCAGGCUCUGCACACCCAGCUGCAGGCCUUCGUCGAGCAGGUAGACGGCCUGAAUAAACCUCCGGCAGCAGGGAGGGAAGCUCAGGUUGAGCCUCCUGCUUCAGCCUGCACCUCCAUCAGCUGCUCCGAGGACGCGAGUCCAGACGAGCAAAGCAGGGCGGCGGAGAAGCAGCCUGAUUAUAGGGACCAAUCAGAGGCAGAGGUGAAAGAUGAAAUCCAGCUGAACAGCCAAUCAGACGGCAGCGAGACGCAAAAGCAGGAAAUCGACCGAGCGGAACAGGAAGAGAAGGAGACGGAUGAUGCAGCGCCCAUCCAGUCCAACGACCUCGACGUCCGGCUGUCUGAAGGAGGAACUCAGGAGGAGCUGGAGAAAGAGAAGGAGGCUCAGAAAGAAGCUGCUCUCAAAUUCACACAGCUCCAGGAGGACCACCAGAAGGCUCUGCUCCGGCGAGACUUCCAGCUGCAGAGUUUUGGCCUGCAGGCUCGACUUCAGCAGAAGCUGUGGAGUCAGGAGAGAACUCUGCUGGUCCAGGAGUCGCAGCACCUCAAACAGGCUCUUUUACUGCUCAGCCUCAAGCUGCGCUGCUUCCUCAAACAGUGGCGGCUCGGCUGCAAGAAGGACGGUGAAUGGAAGGACGUCCUGGAGAUGAACAGCCUGAAGGAUCUUUACCUGCUGCUGGAGGAGGAAAACCUGCCGAGUCCAAGCCACCAGACUGACAAGAGGAGCUCCGCAGAUGAGCAGCCGCUCAGUCCCAGAAUAAAGUCCAGCGCUGUGAGCAGCACUCUGGCAGACCUGAAGGUGGCGCUGCAGGACCUGAGCGGGGAGCUGCGGCAGGAGAGACAAGGCUCCCAGGAACUCACUCAGCAGUUCGCAAAGGCCAAAGCAUCAUGGGAGGUGGAGAGGACCGAACUGAAGAGCCUCAUCACUCAGCUCGAGACCAAAGCAGGAAAAGCAGCAGCUUCUCUGUCCUGCACUGAUGCGCUGGACCCUCCGGACCUGAAGGUGGCGCUGAAGAGGGAACGUGAGGAACAUCAGCACCUCCUGGCCGAGUCCUACGCUGCCGUGAUGGACCUGACCAAGCAGGUAGAUGUGGAGCUUCAGAUCGGGGAGAGAAACUGGGGCAGAGAGAAGCUGGAGCUGCUGGAGAGGUUCAGCCAGGAAAGAGCUCAGUGGGAGCAGAGACUGAGGGAGGCCACAGCUCAGCCGAAGUCGAAGCCGUCGGGCGGCGAAUCCUCUGCAGAUGCUGGAAUCACUAAUGGAACAGCAUCGCCAAGGAUCAAGUCCACACUGGAAGGUCCAGAGGUCAAUGGAGCAGCCAAUCAGGAGGAGAAGACCCAGUUUGCUGUCCCGCCUCUUUUUAUCCGCCCAGAGCCGGGUCACAUCACGAGGAAGAACUGGACCGACCUGACCGAUGAGACUCCAGAGAUCACAGACACUUGUAAGACCUGGGACGGUCCCAGCGGUUCCUGCAGCAGCUCGGCAGACUCUCACCUCAAUCUGGAGUCCGUGCAGCGAAGCUUCACUGCUCCGGACCGAACCGGCAUCCGGAUCUACUACAGCCCUCCUGCUGUGCGACGAAUGGAACACCGGAGGAGGAACCAGGAGGCCAAAGAGUCGCAGCACACCCAGAACGGCAGCUCCUCCCUGGGACUGAACGGUUCCAGCGCAGGCGUUGCUUCGGUGGGAUCUCUGGAUGUUCAGCACCAACAGCUUUCGUCCUGCUUCUCUUCUUCCUACGAACAGUGGCUGAGCUCUUUGUCCAAGCAGCACCGGGAGCUUCUGGAGAGCAGGACCGGCUGCGUGGCCACUUCCAUGCCGAGCAUCAUCAACAACGGUGUCGGCGGCUCGGCCGGCAGCCUGGUUGAUGGGAUGUCGUCCUCGUCCGCCUUCCACAGCCUGGAGAUCGGCGAGAUUUCAGCCAAUCUUAGUGACGACAUGAAGGAGAUGACCAACUGUGUCCGCCAGGCCAUUCGCUCUUCAUCCCUGGAGAGGAAGUCCAGCAAGGAACCUGGGAGUCAAGCGAUCGGCGUCUCCACCAGAUCCACUCAGACUGCAGCUCAGUAUGUCAGCAUCGGGCUUCAGACGGAAAACCUUCCCGGCAGCAGGGGGUCGGGGUUACACUCCAAAUCCUGGUCGCCUCGCCCUUCAUCUGCCACCACCUCCUCGCUGGCGUCGGCCCGAACACGGCAGAUAUCGACGUCACUGGAUAAAGUCCACAGCCGCAUCGAGAGGCCGUGCUGUUCGCCCAAGUAUGGAUCACCGAAACUACAGCGCAGAGUAUCUUCUGGCUCCACCUCCAGACUGGAUGGGAGUUCCUCCAGGGAUCGCAGCCUGUGGAGCCUCCAGCAGAGACCCAUGAGCGGAGGAGGGGGUUCGGCCUGGGCUCGAUCCACCACCACCAGGGACAGUCCGGUCCUCAGCGGCCUCACCGACGGCCUGUCCAGCCUCUUCAGUGUGGUGGAGCACUCUGGAAGCACUGAGUCGCUGUGGAGGGGUGAAGCAGGAACCAGCCAGACUGCCAGCCCGGCUCGGCAGCCUCCUGCUGCAGGAAAACCUUCAGGGGUGGCGAUUUGUACAUCAGACUCCAGCUCUCAGCGGUACGGAGGCCUGGUCCAGGAGUUCUUCAGGAACGUCUGCAGCAACCGAGGCCCAGGAGGAGUCGCCCUGCCUGGGGAGAGAACGCAGAGAGACUCCCUCGGCGGUUUGGCCGUCUUGGGCAGUUUUGGUGGCGUGGAUGAGCCCAAGCCAGAGUGCGUGUCGGUCGGAGGACUCAGCGCUCUGGCUGGGUUGGGCGGAGGCAAUGACAACGUGACCAGGAUUGUCAAUAAAAGGUUUAUGAGGCAGACAGCUGGAGAGGAGAUGGUCAGCAUCAUGGGAGGAGGGAAAGAAACGACGAGCAACGCCACCACUGCAGGAUCUGGGGUGGAGGAUGCACCUUGUGACUGCACUGCCCAGUCCGCCUGCUUCGCCCGACCAUCGAGAGCAACAACUCGCCACUGCAAACAUCGUCCACAAGAGUCUCCGGCAGCAGCAGAGGAGAAGGUGGACGCCUGCAACGAGUGACCACACUUCCACUGCCACACAAACACACAAAGCAAUACUGAUUAUCCACAAACACCACUGCCAUGAAAACACACACCAAAUGUACAUACACACUGACAACCUGCCACACAGGCGCACUGCCAAAUAUAACACACACACACAAAACUGAUGGCACACCACAAAACUACUGCCACAUGCACACAACCAUGAAACACACCAAACACACAACCCAGGCAAUAUUACACUUGACUUGGACUGUACCACUCUGAUGCCAAGGACAGGGAGGACUCACAACCCGGAUUCAACCAUCACAAAACUACCAGCAGGAGAGAAAACACCGACACACACACAUUCUUACACACUCGAUUAAACAAGAAUAACUUUAAACUGCAGAAAGUCUAACAAGUAAAACGAAGAUGUCAGGACUGGAUCAACUCAAAACUCCUCAAACUUACACAGUAACAGGUACUACAGCUUCAGAAGGAACAUCUAACUUGCCCUAACCCUGUUCAACAAGCAGCCAUGUUGGAUUUACAGAUAAGGAAGUGCAUUAAAAGUGCAUGUGUUGCUAUAAAACCACAGAGGACAGCUGGAAAGACCUUUUACGUCGUGUUUGCAACUCCGAAACCAUCCAAAUCUGAGACGUAAUCUGACGGACGAUCUAUCCAGAGAUGUUUUCUCCAUAGAUGUUUUUUCCUCUCUGAACUUUGUCAUCAACACACAUGCUGCGCUGGGAAAUUACUUAGAUUGAUUUAGCACAAUCACAUUCCAGCGACGGCCUCCGACGUGGAUCCUGAAACUCUCGAUUACACAACUUCCUCAGUCGUGGACUAGUUUACAGCGUCUCGCAAAAGGAACAACUCAAGGACUGAUGGAUGUUUGGACUUCACAGCUCCACAGAAGAGACCAUAAAAACUGAUCUCUUCUUAUUUAUUAGCAAACAACAAAAAGCUGUUGAAGCUCGUUUAGAUGUUAACAGUCCACUGUGUUCCCAGAAGGACUUUGUUCACACGUACUGGGACAUUUUUUGUGGCAUUGUAGCUGCAACUUGUAGAUUUAAGAAGAACCUCCUUUCAAGAAGUUACCCUGCAGAGUCUGAUUGAGAAAUUUCAGUUUUAAUCAGUUCCAACAGGCAGAACAUGCCUGUUUUUUGAAACAUUACACAUUUGAGUGAUGAUCGGAUGAAGACGAAGUGAUUUUUCCACUGCAGGAGCAGAAGAUGGUGCGAAUGUUCACAGGAACGGACCCGUAAUCAACCUUUUCGUCUUUCUGUUUCCAUUAAGGUGUAGAAUCCGACAGUUUUGACCACGACUUUAUGUUCAAGUGCGAAAAUUUAAUUAUUGAAUGUAAUUCCAUUUUUUAAUUUAAGCAUAUGUUAACCCAUAUGCGGAAUUUUAGGUUUUUGAUGGAGAUGGACGAGAACAUCAAGAAGAUAGAAAGAUGGUGCUCAGAGUCCUCUCCAAGUUGAACCAAUCAAUGGUGUCACCUCCAAGUUGAACCAAUCAAUGGUGUCGUCUCCAAAUUUAACCAAUUAGCUUCCAGUCCCACCCUCAUGGACAUAUUUCAGGUUUCCUCAGAAGUAUCUGCCCUUGUUUCUCCCAAAAAACAGCCCUGAAAUAGAUUGUGCAACAAGUUUUUGCAGUCAGAACACCAAAAAAGCUCCUGCAGCGGAAAAUGCCUGAAAUAUUGGACCUGGUUACACUGACUGCAAUCAGAAAUGUCUGAUUGCAACCUUAAAGCCCCUCUACAGCGUUUAUGUGGCACUGAAUAGAGCUGCACUAGUAAUCUUUUCUUUUUUUUUUUUUUUUUUUAUUAGUUUUUAAGGCUUCCUCAGCCACUACUUGGGAUCACGUGACAGAAGCAAAAGCAACACAGCAAAUUCAUUCCAUUGUUCUUCAUUUUCACAUCACAUGUGGCUUUUGGAAUCUGAUUUACAUAGUUAAGACAUGUCAUUGAUAAGUCUGCACUUACUGCCUCAGAUAUGAGCAGUAGGUAAAAAAAAUAAAUGAGUCGCUGCAGAUGAUCUCUGGAGAAAGUAGUUCCAUUGACCAAAAACUACAAAAAGCACUAAAGGUAGUUGUUGCAUUCCUUUAAUACGAGCUAAGAUUCAGAGUUUGCCAGAUGUGUGUUUGGUUUGUCCGUACAUUUGACUGUUCACUUGUCAGCUUUCUGGUGUAUCAAUGCAUCAUUUCCUGGUCUGAUGAAGGGGAGAGUUUAAAAACCUCACCUUCGUUUCCUCUGUUAUACUCUGCUAUACUUUUAUAAUUUCUACUGUGUGAUCCCUAUUUUGAAGAUGUAGCAUUCUAAUUGUAACGCUGUUGAAGCUAAGAGCUGUUAAAGCACUGAAGCUCUUUACUUAUAUCAAGAGAUAAUUUCAUACAAUUAAUGAUUUACUUCAGACUUUAGUAACAUUGACUUACUAAAUUAAAAAGUGUAUGUCCUUGUUUUCUGUUCCACCUAAAUGACAGUCAGUUCCAGUCAUAUAAAAUGUGUUUGUGCACACGUAAAGGAAAAAAUGUGGGACUGACACAAAUGCAAAGACACCAAGAGUCUUAUUUGAAAACUGUAAAUUGAAAACAAUCAUAUUCGGAAGGGUUUUAUCACACUCUAAUUCUCCUAUCUAUAUGUUUGCCAUGUCAUUCUCUUUCUAAUCAAUCAAAGUGCCUGUUAGUUCGCUGUUAGUCAGCUGACACCAAAACUGGACUCCAUAUAAAACACAUAUAAACCCAGCAGGCCUUUUUUUUAAUAAUUAAGGUUGUUUUUAUGCACAUAAUUACAAUCAGGCAGUACUAAAGCUACAAUAAUGUACUGAAGGAGGGACAACAUGGUUACCAGGUAUAGGAGGAUAUAUUAUAUUCACAUUUUUUUAUAUCGAGGGUUAUAUUGUAUUUCUGGAUAUUAAAUUAUUUUUUUUUUUAGUUUGGUUUAUUUUUUAUGGAUUUUUUGCUGAUAAAUUAGCCUGUUUUUAUUCUUUCUGUUUAGUUGUCAUGGUGCUACUUCUGUGCAAAGUCUGCUGUGGGUUUUUCUACCCUUUAACCAGGCGUCCGUCCAUCUAUUUCUAUUUCUUCUUCCAGCAGCGUUUCUCGGUCUCUGCGCUCCAUUUAAUGACUCAGCAGUUUAAAAUAGGGCAUUACAGUAACAGUGCGUGUGUUUAAAUAACACGCUGAGGAAAACCCACAGACUAAAAUGCUGCUGUCUGUCUUUACUCCAGCCCAAAACCAACUACAUGAAACCAGCUUCUAGAUGGACCGGUUUGAUAUUUACUGGCUGUUUGAUUUUUGAACCGCAACAGGUAGUUAUAGCCUGAAGAUCUGAUGAGUUAAACCACAGAAACCCAGUUCACACCCUUUUCUUUACUCAUUCAGUGACAUUUCUGUCGCUUAAAGUUUUGUAGUUUCAUCUACGAACCACAUCUGGAGAAUUAACUGGAUCCAACAUGAAUUGAAAGGGGAAAACAGCUAAAAUAGACAGUUUCAGUGCUGUCGGUAGAAGGUUUAGGAACAUAAACGUUCAUUCUUGAGCUUAAGAUUCACCUCAGUUUAACGAAGUGAAAAGUUUGCUUUCUAACAAGCGAUACGGGUUCGUUUCAUGCCCUGUAUGUCUAAAUUUACUCUUCCCUACUUAGAAAAAUACUACAUUUUCAAGAAAAACUCCACUGAAAAUGCAGAAGUUAAACAUCAUCCAUGCAUAUCACUGUAGUUUCUUCUACACAGCUGUUGUUUGCUUAGAUUUACAGCAAUUUCACAGCAGAAAAAAGUCGAAUGAGACUCCAGCAGCAUAAUCUAUUCCUUUGCUGCCUCUCCAGUCAUUUCCAGGAAAUAUAGAUUUGCCAAAAUGCGACUCCUUAAGUUUUUUACAGCAACAUUUCAGAAAUAUCUACACUGAUGAUAGUUUAGACACUUCAGAGAAAUGGUAAAACAAAUAUGUUUUUCAUUAUGCCUGCAGCAGUCUUUGUCAAAAAUCACAGUCAGCAGUGAAAAGCGUCUGAGAAGCAGCAGACAGUAACACAGGGAGGCUGAAGUCAUGUCUGCAGUGACCACAGUCCAAUAAUGACUCCCACAGUCUGUCCUGUUACGUACGAAGAUAAAUACUCUGAAACCACAAAGAAACCUUUAUCAUGCGCUAAUAAUAGGCUUGGCACCACUUCUGCUUUUCACAUGAACUGCAGAGCUACAAGAUCUGUCACAAUAAUCCAUUAAUCUUAAUUCACAACUGCUAUAUUUGUUUUAAAACUGGAAAAUUCUGAAUAAAAUAAGGCACAAACGUAAAAGAAAACAACAGAAUCCCCAGUUUUGGCAUCAUUCUGUUAAAAUAUUCACAAUUCCUGUGCAGAAAGUAUUUAAACACUGAGUUUUUUCUUACAAAGUUCCUGCUGACGUGCAAGAAAACGUGAAAGUUUACCAGAUUCUUUUCUACCUCUUACACUUUUUACUACGCUCUGAGACCUGGCAUCAGAAAACACAGGACACUAGUCAUGUAUCUUUGACAUAAUAAAGCUUCUCUACCAUUUAGUCUCACGAGAAGGUCACUUUAGUGCCUUUUUCUCUUCAAAGAUGUCUCCAUUUGAUCAAGACUUUUAUUUUUCUGCAAAUAUUUGGUUUCAACUCAGUACAUGCAACAUAUCAGAUUAAAAGCAUCUGGAAUUCAGAUUAGACGUCUUAUUUUGUCAUCUUGCAGUAGAUCUUCAGAGGUCCCUCCACUACAAAGGUUGCAAACCAGUAAGGGAUCUCAGUGUCAAGGUCGAGCGUACAGCCUUAGAAAUUAGUGUUUUUGUGACCAGACCUCCAAAUGGGUAAAAAUUUGGACCAAUUUUACAUUUUGGCUAAAUGUUUUUUAUGCUAACUCAAGUAGCUGCCUGUAUUUUUUGACUUGGAACAAAAAUCCAGACACUGAUUUUUUCACUGACUUGCACACGUGAAGCAACUGCUGUGUUUAUUUCCAGUAAUAACGACUUUAUUGUCCUAUUUUUGACAAUAUAUUUGAUUUUUAUUAUAACAAACACAACAUGUGGAAAAGCAGAGCUGGAAAUCCGUCUCACAUCUGCUGUCAUUUACUGCAACGUGGACAUAUUUUCUAUGUUCUAUUUUCUGGAAAAAAAAAUUUAAAAGAUUUCUCUCGGCUGUCACUGGUCAGUUGUCUCCACCUCUCCAGCCUUUCCACCUGCCUGCCAGGUGUCACAUUAGCUCCUCCCCCUCAGGUUACAAGUACGAGGCAUUUCAGCCGAUAACAGAACCGUUUGUUCACCAGCCGAUGACAGAUUUUACAGGUUGCAUGGCACAAAACCAUGAGUCUUACUGUUCCCUGUGCGUGUGCAAGCCUGUCAAAGCGACAUGUUGACUUUUUUUAAACAUGUUUCCAUACCAUUCAUAUGAUUAUUACAUGCUGGGAAAAAAAACGUGUACAUGAAUUCUUAGCUGUUCAUAAUGUUAGAUGAACUAGAGACUGCCUGUAUAUUCGCUUUAUAACCUUACUCUUGUUUUUUUGUAAUAACGGCUUGAUUCUCGAAUAAAAGGAGAAUGCAAUGAAAGCAAAAUAAAGUGAGUACAUGGUAAAGAAAUGUGUCCCCAUGUAUUGGAAAAGAAAAGGAAAAGGUUUGUACUCUCUGUCCUUCUGUUUAUUUGAGAAAAGCUGAAUGUCAACAGCGGAUCUGAACCGGUCCGCUGUGGAAGUAUGUAGCUCUCUCCCUUUAUACGCCACACUUGAGCAUUUCUUCUGUACAUAGGUGCAUUUUGAAGCUAAUGGAAAAACAAAUGAAUGACAGCAAGCAAAGUCAAAUGAGAAAAAUUUGAUCCAUGUGGAUUUUUAAAAGGGGUCGGGGGGUUUCUUUUUUCCAAGCAAUGUAGCUUGUAAACCAAGAUAUUAUAACUGCCUCCUGUUUGUCAUAGAAUUCACAAAUAAAUGUUUGAUGGACUUCAAAGUC